Messenger RNA from Syngnathoides biaculeatus (alligator pipefish), 2888 nucleotides. It is a transcript of the gene cry1a, whose product is annotated as cryptochrome circadian regulator 1a. Gene Ontology annotation, molecular function: DNA binding; FAD binding. The transcript is spliced from 13 exons. Gene Ontology annotation, biological process: entrainment of circadian clock by photoperiod; negative regulation of DNA-templated transcription; circadian regulation of gene expression. The record is from RefSeq and is a predicted model, not a curated record. NCBI's taxonomy places the organism in Eukaryota, Metazoa, Chordata, Actinopteri, Syngnathiformes, Syngnathidae. Gene Ontology annotation, cellular component: cytoplasm; nucleus. Bases 838 to 2712 code for a protein of 624 amino acids.
CCCGAAACCACGCCGCAGGAACGUGACCGGGCCCGCGGCGAGGCGAGCCAAUCGGAGGCCGCCCAGCCUACGCGCGUCACCCGUGUGGGCGGGGCUAAAGCGGAAGGUGCGGCGCUCGGAUCGAGGCGACGUUCGCGUGCGUUGCGGUGGACGUUCAGCUGUCAAAAGGGCCGAAAACAUUUGGUCAGCCGCGACGGGUACCGGACGGAAAGACCCGGGAGUCGUUUCGACGAGAUAAGUGCACAUUUGCGUUGCGAUCCGCCGCCAUUUCUGCACCGAAUCGCCGUUGUUGCGCGUAUUUACAUAACCAGCUUUCCACCCCCCCCACCCCACCCCGGUGUUGUGGCGGGGAAAUUACGAUCGAAUUGCAAACUCCCAUCAGAGUUGCAAUUCUAUUUUUUUAAGACAAAGUCUUUUUGGUGCACAUCUUUGUAAAAAAAAAAAAAAAAAAAAAAAACCAAACAGCAACAACCUUAAAUCGACGUAAUUUCCCUUUUUCUCCCUCGUAUUCGACAAACAAGUUAUACAACGAGGCGGCCUCGUCGAGCAUCCGCGCAGGUCCUAGUCCCCGCCCGCUCGCUUCUCACGUUGCCUCUUGAAGGCCAAAUGGUUCAGACUCUGACGCAUUCUAAAUACUUCGUCACGAUGGAAAAGGUUUUAUUGGAGCAAGGUUAACUCCUAAACGCCAAGGCCACCACAUUUACAAACUCCAAAAAAAAAAAAAAAAGAAAAAAAAAUCAUUUUUGUUGUUAUUUUGCCUCGGAUUUGCGUUAGUAUAAACGAGCCCCGUUAAAUAAAAGGACAUUUUCAAGCUUGAGGCCUCCAUCCACUUGAGUGAUGGUCGUGAACACGAUCCACUGGUUCAGGAAGGGCUUGCGGCUCCACGACAACCCGUCCCUCAAGGAGUCCCUGCUGGGGGCCGACACCGUCCGCUGCAUCUACAUCCUCGACCCCUGGUUUGCCGGUUCCUCCAACGUGGGCAUCAACAGGUGGAGAUUCCUGCUGCAGAGUCUGGAGGACCUGGACUCGAACCUGCGCAAGCUCAACUCCCGUCUCUUCGUGAUCCGGGGCCAGCCCACCGACGUCUUUCCCAGACUCUUCAAGGAAUGGAACAUAUCCCGCCUGUCGUACGAGUACGACUCGGAGCCCUUCGGGAAGGAGCGGGACGCCGCCAUCAAGAAGCUGGCCUCCGAGGCCGGCGUGGAGGUGACGGUUCGCAUUUCGCACACCCUCUACGACCUCGACAAGAUCAUCGAGUUGAACGGCGGCCAGUCGCCGCUCACCUACAAGCGCUUCCAGACCCUCAUCAGCCGCAUGGACGCCGUGGAGAUGCCCGCCGAGUUCAUCACCGCCGACGUGAUGGGGAAGUGCGCCACGCCGCUCUCGGACGACCACGACGACAAGUUCGGAGUGCCGUCGCUGGAGGAGCUGGGUUUCGAUACCGAGGGUCUGUCGUCGGCCGUGUGGCCCGGCGGGGAGUCCGAAGCCCUCACGCGACUGGAGCGGCACCUGGAGAGGAAGGCGUGGGUGGCCAACUUUGAGCGACCCCGCAUGAACGCCAACUCGCUCCUGGCCAGCCCCACCGGACUCAGCCCCUACCUGCGAUUCGGCUGCCUCUCGUGUCGCCUCUUCUACUUCAAGCUCACCGACCUCUUCCGGAAGGUGAAGAAGAACAGCUCGCCACCGCUGUCUCUGUACGGCCAGCUGCUGUGGCGCGAGUUCUUCUACACGGCGGCCACCAACAACCCGUGCUUCGACAAGAUGGAGGGCAACCCCAUCUGCGUGCAGAUCCCGUGGGACCGCAACGCCGAGGCGCUGGCCAAGUGGGCCGAGGGACGCACCGGCUUCCCCUGGAUCGACGCCAUCAUGACGCAACUGCGCCAGGAGGGCUGGAUCCACCACCUGGCCCGGCACGCCGUCGCCUGCUUCCUGACCCGCGGAGACCUGUGGAUCAGCUGGGAGGAGGGCAUGAAGGUGUUCGAGGAGCUGCUGCUAGACGCCGACUGGAGCGUCAACGCCGGCAGCUGGAUGUGGCUCUCCUGCAGCUCCUUCUUCCAGCAGUUCUUCCACUGCUACUGCCCCGUGGUGUUCGGCCGGCGCACCGACCCGAACGGCGACUACAUCCGCCGCUACCUGCCGGUGCUGAGGGGCUUCCCGGCCAAGUACAUCUACGACCCGUGGAACGCGCCGGAAGCGGUGCAGAAGGCGGCGCGCUGCAUCGUGGGCGUGCACUACCCCAAGCCCAUGGUCCACCACGCCGAGGCCAGCCGCCUCAACAUCGAGCGCAUGAAGCAGAUCUACCAGCAGCUGUCCUGCUACAGAGGCCUCGGGCUGCUGGCAUCCGUCCCCUCCACCUCCAACGGAAACAAUAAGCCCUCCUCAGACGUGAUGGGCUACUCGGUUGAAGCUCCCCACGAUGGCGCCGCCACUGCCGCCGCAUCUUCCGGGUAUCCCGCGGCGGGUCCGCCGCAGGCCGACUGGCAGAGCGGCGUCGGCGUCAUGAUGUACCUGCAGGGAGAUUCCCAAGCUGGCGUUGCCGCGCAUCAGCAAGGCUAUGUCAGCUCCAGCAUGAUGUGCUACGCUCAAGGCAACCGCCAGAGUCCCAUGCUUCAAAAAGGGCUUGAACAUCACUCCAGUGGCGGGCAGAUGAGCAGCAAGCGUCACUGCGAGGACUCCGGAAACGGAAAAAGCUCCAAAGUCCAAAGACACUAAACCACAGAAGAGGAAAAAAAAAAAAAAAGAAUUUCCACGCAGUGACGGCCUGGCCCUGCCACCAAGUCAUCAAAUUUGUAUCAUAAACGCAGACAUCCCGAGAGCGUCACACUUUUUCUUCUUCCUCGGGUGUAAACACAAAGUCGUCGUGUAUAUAAAGAACUUUCCAAAAUUCA